Molecule: messenger RNA, 1087 nt
Organism: Chenopodium quinoa (quinoa)
Lineage: Eukaryota; Viridiplantae; Streptophyta; Magnoliopsida; Caryophyllales; Amaranthaceae
Exons: 1
Coding region: 56-1087 (343 amino acids)
Source: RefSeq, a predicted model, not a curated record
UUCUUUCUUCUUAUUCUCCAUUACCUUUCUCCUUCUUCCUUUUCACAUAUCCACCAUGUCGGAUAAGAGCACCUUUCAUCCUGCUCUUGCGGUUUCGAAUAUUCGGAACCAUAUCUCCAUCACUCUUGAAAUGGAAAACGUUCAAUAUUCCACGUGGGCGGAACUCUUUAAGAUCACCGCACGUUCUCAUAAGGUCCUUCAUCACAUCAUUCCUCCUGCCAAAGGCAAAGAGAAGGUUCCUUCGACCAAGGAUGAAAACGAAUUAUGGUCGACUCUUGAUGCUACGGUUCUUUCUUGGAUUUAUGCUACAAUCUCUAAUGAUCUCCUGCAUACUAUCAUCGAACCGGAUGCAACGGCCAUGGAAGCUUGGAAUCGACUCCGUGAUAUUUUCCAAGAUAACAAAAAUUCCCGUGUGGUGACCCUUGAAGCCGAAUUUUCCAAUACAAAAUUGGAGCAUUUUCCUAAUGUUUCGGCAUAUUGUCAGCGUCUCAAGUCCUUGGCUGAUCAAUUAAAGAAUGUCAGCGCACCGGUUUCGGAUAGUCGACUUGUUAUUCAACUGGUCUCGGGUCUCACGAGGGCAUAUCGGGGUGUUGGUACCUUGAUUCGACAAAGUGACCCGUUACCUCCAUUUUAUCAAGCCCGGUCGAUGUUGACUUUGGAAGAGGGCGGCUUGGCAAAGGAGGCUGCCACAGGUUCGGAGUCUGCUAUGGUGGCAACCUCGGGUAUGGAUUAUGAGGACUCGGGUUCCCCAUCUCCUAAUUCGAGUCAGUCUCACAAUCGUGGGAAGCACAACGGCAACCGCAAGAAUUCUGGCCGCAAAAAUUCGGGUGGCGGAAAAGGUUCUGGUGGUGGUCGACAAAGUCAGUCUCACGGUGCUGCUGCGAGGGGUGGACAGCAGCAACCUUCUGGCCAGCAGCAUCCGUACGGACAACAGCAGUGGGGUUCACAGCCGUGGCCUAAUUUUUCUCCUUGGGGUUGGAUGCCACAAUGGGCCACACCACCCUGCCCAUAUCCAUCUCAAGGGUGGGCUCAACGUCCAAUGAGUAACAAGGGUCAGCAGCAGGGUCUUCUUGGGCCACGCCCAUAG